Alternaria triticimaculans is the source of this 417-nucleotide messenger RNA. RefSeq lists its product as uncharacterized. NCBI's taxonomy places the organism in Eukaryota, Fungi, Ascomycota, Dothideomycetes, Pleosporales, Pleosporaceae. Bases 1 to 417 code for a protein of 138 amino acids. The transcript is spliced from 2 exons. The record is from RefSeq and is a predicted model, not a curated record.
AUGUCAGGCGUCUUCAGCAAGCUCAUGGCCUACCUCUCCCCAACGCCAGAGAAGCCAACAUUCCGAAUCACCGCACUCGUCGCACCCGCAACGUCACAACAAUACUUCUCCGACUCCAGCUUCUCACACGCCGACCUGAUUGCCUCUGGAUGCGAAUGCAAAGCAGUAUACCUGAAGGAGCACUACGUUAUCGAGUGGGCAGCGGGCAGUAUCAUGGAGAACGAAGAGGUGGAGAUUGGAGGGGAAACUGUGCGCAGGGAGAAAAGGGGGCGGCCUAAGAUUUGGGAGGGUUGGUGCAAGGAUGGUGGAAUGGUUUAUUUGAGCCCUACGGAAAGGCUGAGGUGUAUUGAGGGCUAUGACGAGCAUGUGAGAGCGGAGAGGGAGAGUGAUCGGUUGAAGAAGGCGAAUUCAUUCUAG